This is a messenger RNA of Propithecus coquereli (Coquerel's sifaka), 1976 nucleotides long. RefSeq names its product PAP associated domain containing 4 (gene TENT2). The record is from RefSeq and is a predicted model, not a curated record. The transcript is spliced from 13 exons. Bases 612 to 1847 code for a protein of 411 amino acids. NCBI's taxonomy places the organism in Eukaryota, Metazoa, Chordata, Mammalia, Primates, Indriidae. Gene Ontology annotation, molecular function: poly(A) RNA polymerase activity. Gene Ontology annotation, cellular component: cytosol.
CCCCAACCUUCCACACCCUUGCAGUCUCUGCCUCUUCUUGUGUUGCUCCUCCCCUGGCAGCCGCGCCCGGGGUUUAGAUCGAAAGCCGGAGCGGGAGGUUGGCCUGGCCAUCCUGCGGGUCACCACUACCUCCUUUGGCUCGGGAGAAAGCUACGACCGAGCACGCCUGGCUGUCGCCGCUCGGGCCUUGGAGCUCCUGGGCUGGCAGUGCUGGUAGGCCCUGCUUAGCCCUUCCCCAAGGAUACCUGCAAAGUUUAGGGGGUUUAGGAGAGGGACGCACCAGUGUAGGCCCAAGUCGGGGGCGGGGCGCGGGAAACUUUCUGCAACUGUAGUGUUUUGUUUUACGUGGGCGGUUCCUGCAAUUUCUCUUAGAUAUCCCAGACUUCGGGCGGCCCCCAGGCUGCUGUACUUUUUGAAGAAUCUUAGGAUCGCUUGCUUUCCUCACUCGUUUUGUCUUCCUCGCAUCCUUCUCCCCCGUCCCCCGCCCCCCUUCUGCUUCCUCAAUUCAGGACCGAAAGAGGAAGAUUGUCUUGGGACUCCUGCAUGGUGUUUCAAAGGGUGGUGAAGAACUAAGGUAGAAGAAUACAUGCUCACUUUCAGUGAGCAAGAGCAUGUUCCCAAACUCAAUUUUGGGUCGCCCACCCUUUGCUCCAGAUCAUCAACAACAUAAUAACUUCUUCACCCUAUCGCCAGCUCUUUAUUCACACCAGCAGCUUAUAGAUGCGCAGUUCAACUUUCAGAAUGCAGAUUUGUCUAGAGCUGUGUCAUUACAGCAGCUGACAUAUGGAAAUGUCAGUCCAAUACAGACCUCAGCUUCUCCAUUAUUUCGAGGAAGGAAGAGAUUAAGUGAUGAAAAAAACCUUCCUCUUGACAGUAAACGACAGCGUUUCCAUUCACCCCACCAAGAGCCAACUCUAAUUAACCAGAUAGUGCCUUUAUCAAGUGAACGAAGAUACUCAAUGCCGCCAUUGUUUCAGACACACUAUGUACCAGAUGUAGUCAGAUGUGCUCCACCUUUUCGGGAAAUACCAUUUUUAGAACCUAGAGAAAUCACACUUCCUGAGGCCAAAGAUAAGGUAAAUCAGAAGACUGAAGCACGGCAUAUACUCACCUUAGUCCAUAAACACUUCUGUACUAGACUUUCUGGCUACAUUGAGAGACCUCAGCUGAUUCGAGCAAAAGUGCCAAUUGUGAAGUUCAGGGAUAAAGUCAGUUGUGUGGAGUUUGACUUGAAUGUAAACAAUAUUGUUGGAAUAAGAAACACAUUCCUUCUCAGAACUUACGCAUACCUUGAAAAUCGAGUUCGUCCAUUAGUGCUGGUGAUUAAGAAGUGGGCAAGUCACCAUCAGAUAAAUGAUGCCAGUCGUGGUACUUUAAACAGCUAUAGUCUUGUAUUGAUGGUUUUGCACUAUUUACAAACCCUACCUGAACCCAUCCUUCCAUCCCUCCAAAAAAUUUACCCAGAGUCUUUUAGUCCCGCUAUACAGCUGCACCUUGUACAUCAAGCUCCAUGUAAUGUUCCUCCUUACCUCUCAAAUAAUGAAUCAAAUCUUGGGGAACUCUUACUGGGCUUUCUUAAAUAUUAUGCUACAGAAUUUGACUGGAAUAGUCAAAUGAUUUCAGUUCGUGAAGCCAAAGCCAUUCCGAGGCCUGAUGGUAUUGAAUGGAGAAAUAAAUACAUUUGUGUAGAAGAACCUUUUGAUGGAACAAAUACAGCCAGAGCUGUGCAUGAAAAACAGAAGUUUGACAUGAUCAAGGAUCAAUUUAUAAAGUCAUGGCACAGGUUGAAAAACAAACGAGAUUUGAACAGUAUACUACCUUUAAGAACUGCUAUCCUGAAAAGAUAACUGGCCUCUAUUUCUUAAUAAUUCUUCCAAGAAAUAAGGAAUCAUAGUUACAUUAUAAUGCAUUUUGUUUACCUCCAUCAUGGUUUCUUUUUCAUUGUUCUUCUUGUUUUCAUGUUUUAUUUUUAAAAA